CAGGUCGCUCAGUUGAUGACGCGUCAUCCGCAGUUUCCUGUGCUUCUGCUCUGGUCGUCCUCCUCGACACACAACUCUGAUAUGUUGGGCAAAAUAAUCGGACAGAAAUACGUAUCUGUCGCGAAAACAUGGGCUCCCACGCUCACGGUCUGGGGUGGAGUUGGAGGCGUUGCGCUCGUGUACUUCACAGACUGGAGGCUCAUCAUGGACUACGUUCCCUACAUCAACGGAAAGUUCAAGAAGGAUGAUUAGAGGAAGGUCAGUCUUCUGUAGUUUAGAUGGAUUGAAGAUGGAGACAUCAGACUGGUCAUCACUGCUAACAAACAAUGUGAUAUUUAUUUUUUGGAGCGUUCGAUCCAUCUUUCCCUCAUGGUUAUUUUUCAGUGUGGAUUGUUCUCGAGAGAAAAGAGUCUCACGAUUAAAAUCUAAUGGCUUUAAAGAUGUAAUGCCGGCGUGUUUUCUAUGUUUCUAUAAAAAGCUUCAUCAUUUGUUUCCACUGAGUCCUCCUGCGGUUCUGUUAUUGAGAAGGUGGUGGUGGACCUGAACUCUGCUUUUAAUUCUGUUGUGAUCUCCACGUCAUCCGCGGGUUACUGGUGAUGCUCGUUAAUAAAUCAAAGAAAAUGA
This is a messenger RNA of Cyprinus carpio (common carp), 624 nucleotides long. It is a transcript of the gene uqcr11, whose product is annotated as cytochrome b-c1 complex subunit 10. The record is from RefSeq and is a predicted model, not a curated record. Lineage: Eukaryota; Metazoa; Chordata; Actinopteri; Cypriniformes; Cyprinidae.